Messenger RNA from Amphimedon queenslandica, 1644 nucleotides. RefSeq lists its product as uncharacterized. The coding region runs from base 80 to 1531 and encodes 483 amino acids. The transcript has 14 exons. NCBI's taxonomy places the organism in Eukaryota, Metazoa, Porifera, Demospongiae, Haplosclerida, Niphatidae. Gene Ontology annotation, molecular function: carboxy-lyase activity; hydrolase activity. Gene Ontology annotation, biological process: secondary metabolic process. Gene Ontology annotation, cellular component: cytoplasm. The record is from RefSeq and is a predicted model, not a curated record.
CCCAACUCGAAUUCAAUCAUUGACUAGUUAUUAAUAGUUAUUAAUCAGUUAAUAUAAGUGGGCGUGGCUAGCAAACAAGAUGGCGGAUUUCAACGAGCUGGUUGAGCUGAGAGAGGAGGAGAGAGAGCCCAGUGGACCCGUCUUUAGCUCCAGUGUCUCCUCGGUUCAGUACAGCUUCAGUGUGAAGGACAAGUGUCUCUCAGGUCCGCCCCCUCCUUUCUCAAGAUGGUCUUUCCUGGGAUACCUAGCACAGAAGUUAGGUGGGAAUUUUUCAUACGAGCCUGAGGACAUGUUUACUGAUGAAGGAUGUGCUCUUACUCCAUCAACACAAGAACUCCUUCGGCAAAGGGUCUUUAAUGAUUUAGAUCCUCGUGAAGUUGUUGAUUAUCAUUGUCAUUUAGUCGGACACGGAGACUCUGGCUCUCAGUGCUACAUGCAUCAUUCGUUAAAGUCUUGGUGGAAUCCGCUACGUAGAAUAAAGUCGGCCAUUUUCAUGGGAGCAGCUCAAGUUACAUCAAUGGAGGGUGGUGAUAUACAGUUUAUAAGUCGCCUGCUGAGAUUGGCGAGACAUUUUGUACCAAUCUCCUGUACUAAUAUUAAUGGCAGUGAUCUUGUUGUGGGUGGAGCAGUAGGUGUGGUUUCAGCUGGUAGUAGUGAUGAGAGGUUUGUUCAUGGUAAACUUUGUCUCUUACCUUUUGAUAAAUUUGUUGAUCCACUGACCGGAGAAGAAGAUGAACAAAGAACCACCUUCUCUGUCCCUAAUGAAUAUUCAUUAAUGCUUUCCAGAGAAUAUCCUGACUUGUUCAUUGCGUUUGGUUCAGUAAAUCCUUACCGUUCUGAUGCUAUACAGCGACUUCAACAUCUCUCUGAGCUGGGAGUCAAUGUCAUAAAAUGGCUACCUAAUUCUAUGGGUAUUGAUCCGUCUGACGAAAGAAUUGAACCAUUUUACAACAAAAUGAAAGAACUUAAUAUGAUAUUACUGGUACACUGUGGUGAAGAGCAUUCUGUGAACGCUGCCUACAUCAAUAAUGAAUACGGAAACCCACUUCUAUUGAGGAGGCCUUUGAAUUGUGGAGUGAAGAUAAUCACUGCUCACUGUGCUUCUGAGGGCAGGGGCGUUGAUAUUGACAGAGGUGAUGGUAGCUAUGAGACGUGCUUUGACCUCUGGCUAAGACUGAUGAGGGAGGACAGAUAUAAAGGUCUACUGUAUGGUGAUAUAUCAGCAAUAUGUGCAGUGUUGAGAGUUAGGUACCUGCAUCGCUUGAUACAAGAAACAGAUAUUCAUGAUAGAUUAGUGUAUGGCUCAGAUUAUCCAGUACCGGCCAUCAAUGUAGUGGUACACACCUCGAGACUAGUCAGGUUUGGUUUGAUUACAGAUGAGGAGAAGGGUUCAUUAGAUGAAUUGUAUCAUUAUAAUCCGUUAUUGUUUGACUUAGCUAGCAAGAGGCUAUUGCGUGGUCCCAAUGGUGAACAGUUUCCAGCUGCACUUUUUAAAGCACACCCAAACCUCCCACCAGCUGCUCACCAUUAGACUUUAAGAUCUAUCAAUAUAUUUAAGUUUUCUAUACCCAGUCACAGUGUACUUUUUAAAUAUUUUAGAUUAUAUUAUACCAUAGAAAUUAUUUUUAUAAUAAUUAAAAUUAA